Molecule: messenger RNA, 1329 nt
Organism: Onychostoma macrolepis
Lineage: Eukaryota; Metazoa; Chordata; Actinopteri; Cypriniformes; Cyprinidae
Gene: guca1aa
Product: guanylate cyclase activator 1A
Exons: 6
Coding region: 631-1200 (189 amino acids)
Molecular function (GO): calcium sensitive guanylate cyclase activator activity; calcium ion binding
Source: RefSeq, a predicted model, not a curated record
GUUCAGAUUUUGUCUACUCACCUGGAAGUCUCCAUCGGAGCGUUCCUCGCCCGAGAGCUCCUGGAGGACAGAGGACACCCCUUGGGACAGCCGGCUAAACAUGGCUGACCUGCAUGUGAAGAUAUGCAAUAAAAUAGCCAUAAAGCGGAGAAAAACGAACAGAACCGAACAACGCCGAAACAUAGAAACCGACGACUGCGGCUGCGUCGCUUUCAUUUUGUCUACACAACAGCAAAGAUUAUUGAGCGACUCUUCUUCCUUGUGUUUUAAAAUCGACUGGUAUAACAACACAUGAUCGAGACACACAAAGGCCGUCACAUGGGAAUGUUUGUCAGCAUGUCCCCAAUCUCACAUGCAAUUACCAAUGGCCAUCCCAGCCAUGGUCAUCCUUAAGCCUUACAUACGCAGUGUGCUGGAUUAGUCGCAGUUAAUUUCAAUAAGAUAAAGUUGGUGGGGCGUGUCUGAUCCCAGGCCAGUACAAAAGCCACCCGAGGGUCCCCACCUCUCUCUUAGGUCCCAGUAUCGUGUGUCUGUGAGAAGCGAAAGCUCGCCUGCACAGCAGACCAGUUGGGCUUCCUGACAGAUUAGCUCCAGUCUUGCUCGCCAAAACAACCAGUUCUCAGUUCAACGAUGGGGAAUUCAACGGGCUGCACCGUGGACGACCUGCAGGCUGUUGAAAUGCAUCUGUGGUAUAAGAAGUUCAUGACUGAGUGUCCAUCUGGUCAACUCACGCUGCAUGAGUUCAAGCAGUUCUUCGGGCUCAGAGGUCUGGAUCCAGAGGCCAAUGCCUACAUCGAGCAGAUGUUCCGCACUUUUGACAUGAACAAGGACGGUUAUAUAGACUUCAUGGAGUAUGUGGCUGCUCUCAGUCUUGUAAUGAGAGGCAAGAUGGAGCACAAACUGCGCUGGUAUUUCAGACUUUAUGACGUUGAUGGCAACGGCUGCAUAGACAGACACGAGCUCCUCAAUAUCAUAAAGGCCAUCCGUGCCAUCAAUGGAAGUGAGUCGCAGGAAUUGAGUGCUGAGGAGUUCACAAACCGAGUGUUUGAUAGGAUCGACAUCAAUGGAGAUGGGGAGCUGUCACUGGAGGAGUUUGUAGCAGGGGCACGUAGUGAUGAAGAAUUUAUGGAGGUGAUGAUGAAGAGUUUAGACCUUUCGCACAUUGUGGCCAUGAUCCAUAACCGGAGACACAGCGUCUAAGAGACACGCUCAUAUAUAUAUAUGCCACAUGAGGAUCUCCCUUAGAGUCUCUUGAAAACAAGAGCAACACUCAGCGAUCUAAUUCUGAAAGCACUUUAAAGCACAAACAGUCACUUCAAACAGAGCUAA